This is a messenger RNA of Rotaria socialis, 1386 nucleotides long. The record is from the annotation of a GenBank genome assembly. NCBI's taxonomy places the organism in Eukaryota, Metazoa, Rotifera, Eurotatoria, Philodinida, Philodinidae.
AUGGAUCAAAUUGAAUCAAAUCUAACAACAACAAAUGAUAAAGAAAUAAAUAAAAUUUACAAAACAGAACUUUUUAUCGAUUUACAACCAACAGCAUUAAACAGUUCUGAAUUAGCUUGUCGUUGUCAUAAAUGCAAAUAUUUAAUUAAUUGUGAUAAUGAAAAUGAAAUAAAAUUUAAUAAUCGAUCUUAUCACGUUAAUUGUUUUACAUGUAUUAUGUGUAAUGAUAAUCUUAACAAUUUAACAAAUAAAAAAUUUCAAAUAAAUAAUGAUGGUGAAGCAAUAUGUACCAAAUGCGAAUGUAAACAAGCAAACAAAUGUUUUCUUUGUGAACAAGCUAUUGUAAGAGAAGAAUCAAUUAUUUUAGAUAAUAAUUAUUAUCAUAAAAAUUGUUUUCAAUGUUUUCAAUGUCAAAAAUCAUUAAUUAAUGAAAAAAAUUUUCGAAUUCAUUCUCUAAAACUUUGUUGUUUUCAAUGUUAUAAUGAACAUUUUGGAAUACGAUGUGAAAAAUGUUCUGAAGUUAUUUCUAAUGGAAUAGCAACUAGUUAUAAUGGAAAAAAAUAUCAUCCAGAUUGUUUUCAAUGUAGAAAAUGUAAAAAAAACAUAAUUGAUAGUAAAUUUACAAUACAUGAUGAUCAAAUUUGUUGCAUUGAAUGUUAUAAUGAACAUUUUACAGAGAAAUGCUUUCAAUGUUUGAAAUCACUUUCAAAUCGAGAAUCAAUAAUUUUUAAUGAAAAUACUUAUCAUUUAGAUUGUUUUAAAUGUGAGAAAUGUAAUAAAACAAUAAAUGAUCUUAAAUUUGCAACAUAUAAUUCAAAAGCUUAUUGUAUUCAAUGUUACAAUGAAAAUUUUGCAGUUAAAUGUUAUCAAUGUUUAAAACCCAUAUCGGUUGGUAAAUCAAUAGUUUAUAAUGAAAAUAAAUAUCAUUCAAAUUGUUUUCGUUGUUUUCGAUGUGACAAUAUUCUAAAUGAUUCAACGUUUUAUAAUGAAAAUUCAAAACCUUGUUGUAUUAAAUGUUAUAAUGAAUAUUUUGCUGAAAAAUGUUAUCAAUGUUUAAAAUCAAUAACAAUAGGAAGAUCAAUAAUAUUUGAUAAAAAAACUUAUCAUCCUGAUUGUUUUCGUUGUUGUCAAUGUAAUAAAAUAAUGAACGAUUGUCAAUGUCGAACGGAAAAUGAUAAACCAUACUGUAUACAAUGUUAUGAUCAAUAUUUUAGACCGCGAUGUUCAAAAUGUUCAAAACCUAUUAUUGAUCAAUAUACCAUGUUUGAAGGAAAAAAAUUUCAUAGUAAUUGUUUCAUUUGUGUUAAAUGUUGUCGAAUAAUUAAUAAUAAAGAAAAUUUUUAUCGUGAUCAACUUGGUAUUCUAUGUUCCAAUUGUAUUAUCUAA